CUUGGCUUUAAUACUGAAUGAUUACAAUCAAUAAAAUAAAACGAAGAUUUUCUCUCGAUGCGUGCGGCACAAUGGACUGCGGGAGAAUGUCAUCAAUACAUGUAUAAUGUGAUGACAUGCAGUUUCAAAGGUUAAGUUACUGUAAUUUGAAGGCACAUGAUUGUUGUCAAUAUCAAACGUCACCAAAUCUGUAACAAGUGUCUGCCUUAAUUUUCCGUGAAAAUGGCCUGGUUAUCAGGCCUCGCUGACAAGGCAGAGAAUUUGCUAAAUAAAAUAGAUAAAAAUACCGCAGCAGUUUUAAAUAAAGAUAAAUAUGAAGUAGCACAACCUCAAUUAACAGAAGUUACAUGGAUUCCUCCUGAAACAGGUUUUAACGCUCAAGAAGGAACAACUUUGAUGUCUGAUUCAGAAUCACCAAAACAAUUUCCCUACAUUCGUUCACUACCGAAUCUGCCCUCAUUGACAACAAAUUCUAUUACAUCUAAAGACGAAGAACUUCUUACAUUUUUAAAUACACCUGACUCAAGCCCAAAGAAAAGUAGAGCAGAAAUCUCAAUGUCACCGUCAACAUCUUCGUCGCUUAUGACUAUAGAUUCUGUAUCUGAAUUGUCGAUUCACAGUGGUCGUUCAAGUCCCAGUCUCAUGCAUACGUCUGUAGAUGUUCCUGACGAUUUGAAUCAAAAUGAAAAUCCUUACAAGAAUGAAGUAACACAUACAUUAAACAAUGAAAUAAUAAGUGGUGAAACUUCAGGAAUAACAUUAGAUAAUGAACAAAGCGUUGCUGAAAAACCACUUGACACAGCACAACAACUAUACGAAUACGAAGAAAAACAAGAAAUUAUGGACGUGAACAAAUUCAUAAAUUCAUCUCACAACAAAAAUGUCAGAAAGUACUUAAAAGAAAUAGAAAGAAAUUUGGAGGAAAGGAAUGAAUUACUUGGAAAACAAGAGACAGAUCACCAAAAAGAAAUCAUUGUAUUAAAUGAGAAAUUACAAUCUUUAUAUACAGAAAAAGUGCAAUUAUCCAAACAAGUAAUAGAAUUACAGUCUGCUUUAGAAAGGAGUAGAUCAGAAUUAAAUUCUACUAGAUCUGAUUUAGAACAACACAAAGCUAGAGCUCUAAAAACGUUACAAGAAAAAGAAAAAUUAAUAACAGAGUUAAGAAGCAACGAAUCUACAGGAAUGGAUGAUACAACAAUUAUGGAACUGAAUCAAUUGAGGCAAGAACGUGAUACGCUCAGAGAAGAAAAUCAACAGAUUUCCGAGCAAUUGAGAAUUGUGCGCGAAGAAUUAAUGAAUGCUGAUGUGAAUUUAGAAAAAAUGAGACAAAAGUCUACUGAAGCAAAUAUACAAACUCAGGAAAUUGUUACGACAGAAAGGCGAAAAAGAUUAGAUGCGGAAGAAGAUGCAAAAUUGCAUUCAGAAGAAAUAAGAUCGCUGAAAGAUGAGCUAAUUCGUCAACGUAAUAGUUACACUAAACAAUUGCAAAAGAACGAAUCUGAAAUUGCUAAAUUUAGGAUGCAAUUAUCUGCGAUAGCAACACCGAAUAGCGAAAUAGAGUCGAGAUUGGCAACUCUCACACAAACAUUGGUUUCGAAACAGCAAGCUUUGGAAAAUUUAACAACUGAAAGAAAUGCUUUAAGACUACAGCUAGAAAAGAUUGAACAUGAAUUUAGAAACAGUCGACGUAAUGUUUCAUAUAAUAUAAAUGAUACAGACGAUGCAAAGGCUCAAGUUCCGACAUUUUUAAUGGAAACUCCAUUUGAUACUGGGGUUACUAGAAGAGUAAAAAGAGCAUAUUCUUUGUUAGAUGCAAUUAGUAUCCGUACAGGGGUAUUUUUAAGAAGAUAUCCGCUUGCAAGGAUUUUAGUAUUGUUUUACAUGGCGUUACUUCAAUUUUGGGUAUUUGUAGUUCUUCUAUCACAAUCACCAGAAGCACAUUAAUAUUUGAUAUUUGCAAUAUAAGAGAGCAUAAUUUUAUUAAAUCAUGCGUUAGGUAUGGAUAGAAGAUUAAUGUAAAUAUAGUAUUGAGAUGGUAUGCAUAGAGUAUUGUUAUGUGAUUGAUAAUUAUGUUUACGAAUCUUUAAUACUCGCUUCAAACUGCUAUUAGGUGUAUUAUACAAUAUUAGAAAGUUAUUAGAUACAUAAGCUAAUACAUUUGAACGAUAUAGAUUUACAAUAAAUACCAUUUGCGAGGUGUUUCAUUUCAACUUAUUUAGUAUAUCUCUUUGUAUGAAAUUAUUAUUAAUA
This is a messenger RNA of Colletes gigas, 2250 nucleotides long. RefSeq names its product golgin-84 (gene Golgin84). Lineage: Eukaryota; Metazoa; Arthropoda; Insecta; Hymenoptera; Colletidae. The transcript has 8 exons. Gene Ontology annotation, biological process: Golgi organization; retrograde transport, vesicle recycling within Golgi. Gene Ontology annotation, cellular component: Golgi membrane; Golgi cisterna. Bases 223 to 1944 code for a protein of 573 amino acids. The record is from RefSeq and is a predicted model, not a curated record.